UUCACAACCAAUCCCUAUUUUGCAGAUGCAGAGCAGUGUAAGUAUGGCAAGAACCGGGUGGAGGCCGACGCCAAGCGGCUGCAGACUAAAGAGGGAGAGCUGAUGAAGAAGAAGCAGGAGAUCAGGAACCAUCUGACCCAGCUGAAGAAGGAGAGGAGAGACCUGCGCACUGCAGUAGAGACUUCACCUGGCAAACGUUCACUGGCCUCUCUGACGGAGCGACUGAAGAAGGUGGAGGAAGACUGCAGGCAGAGGGAGGAGGAGCGGGUGACCCUGGAGCUGGAGCUGACAGAGGUGAAGGAAAGCCUGAAGAAAGCCCUGAGCGGGGGGGUUACCCUGGGCCUCACCAUUGAACCAAAGGCUGGCUCCUCUGGAGUCAAGUCACCGGCUAUGUUGCGAAAGAAACAGGAGUCUUCCCCUUUCUCCAGCUGUGACACCAGUGACACAGAGUCGUGCUCACUGCCCGUCAACAGCGCCUCGCUUCUCCGCAGGCAGCAGGGCCAGAAGGCGCCGGCGGUCCGGGGCCACGUCCUCAGGAAAGCUAAGGAAUGGGAGCAGAAGACAGGCACAUAAACCCCCCUCCUCACAUCAGUCUUAUCCUUUAUUACUUUUCAAGAAAUGUGUGUAUAUAUUUAUUUAAAACUUUUCAUAGGGUUAGGGUUAGCGUUUGGUAACAUGGCAAUCACAUGAACAGAAGCAGUUGUUGCUUUUAGUGUCCUGUCAGUACUACAACCCUUUAAACUGAGUCACCAUGGAGAUGUGCAACCUGUGUCCUUUAGUUGUUUUCUCAGAAGUCUGUUCCAGCAGAUUGACAGUGUGGAUUCAAAAAGGUGAAAACCAAGUAUUUAUUUGUAAAGGUUUAGAGCAAAUACUAGCUCCCUUUGUUUAUUUAUGUUGAUAUAUUUAAAGUUUGAUUUUGAUGAAUGAGUUGCGCUUAACAGAGUCCCAUCUCCUACAAGGUCACAGGUCAGCUUCUGCUAACAAAAUGCAUUCAAAUAAUCAUAACCCACAGCAGCAUUUAUCAGAUCAGUAAAAGUAACAUUAGCAUUGCCCAGUCGCUCCCCAGAUUAUCUUAACUCUGAGAAAGCACAAUUAAUUGUGGAGUUCCAUCUGUAUGGCUGGAUUAAUGCAAAGCUGUCUCGUUGCAGAAAGAAAAAAACAUUUUUGAUUAAAAUCACAAUUUGACAUUGUAUUCACAAACCUGUCUCAUUCCAUUAAUAACAACAGAUAUUAUUUAUUUUCUUGAUCAAGGUUGGGACAGUUUAAGGACAUUUUUACAGACAAAUUAUGAAUGAUGUAAUUCAUUAAUACAAUGUGUUUUAUGAGUUAUUACAUGAACACAAAUUAUACCAAUACUGAUCUUGUAUUUUUACUCAAAGAAAUACAAGUACAACAAAGCUUGUAGCGUUGCUAUCAAAAAAAGACUCAAUAUGGUAACAAACGAGGCGGGCUCCAGACCUCUGAAUUACUGCCCAAAUCCUUGAAUUGGUGCAUAGUUUGCUAAUGUCUUUUCCCGCUGGUUGAAAAAAUCUACCAUUUGAAAAAAGUGAUAUAAAAAUGUGAACAAACAGAAAUUAGAUGGACGCAGCGCUACAGAUUACAGAAACUCAAAAUUGGAAAGAUUCCUCUUCUUUGUUGACCAAAAAUGACAUUGAUAAGACAGAUUCACGAACCCCCACUGCAGAAAAGGGGAAACAUGAUCACAACUUCAGACUAAUAAAUGAA
Notothenia coriiceps (black rockcod) is the source of this 1725-nucleotide messenger RNA. Its product is annotated as actin filament-associated protein 1-like. Gene Ontology annotation, cellular component: cytosol. Lineage: Eukaryota; Metazoa; Chordata; Actinopteri; Perciformes; Nototheniidae. The coding region runs from base 103 to 573 and encodes 156 amino acids. The transcript has 4 exons. Gene Ontology annotation, molecular function: SH2 domain binding; SH3 domain binding. The record is from RefSeq and is a predicted model, not a curated record.